AACCGUACCAACUCCGGACAGCAGACUCGGUCGAGACAGAAAUCUGUCCUGCACUCUUCGGGAUGACAGGACAGCGAGUCAACACAUCCGUUUGCUGAGAACAUGACAAACUAGUCCGUUUACCAUCCGACAGUUAGUGAAGGGCUAACUAUGAAAUACAAGCUGGCAACUCGGGGGUAGUUUGUUGAAGGUAGGAACCGCCAUAAACAAAAUAGUUGUGUUGUAGCUCUUCAGGCUAACUUUACGUUAGCAGCCCACCAUUAGCUCGCUAACGUUAAAUCAGAAUAGGCGUUAAAGUUGACUUUGCUAGCUAACGACUCUUAACCCGUUAAAUGUGCCCCCGACAGCUGAAGCGGAGCGGCACGUGCAGUUUAUAGACCGAACAGUAGUCGGCAAGUUUAACUCGCGACCGAGAAUCAUGGCGUCGACGCGAUUCAGCCCGACAACAUAUGCGGAGGAGCAGUUUUGACUUCGGGCUGUCAACAAGCUCGCUGCCGUUCAGCUAGCUCUCGAGCCGCCAUGGCCCGAGUAGAGAACGGCCGCCAGCCCGCGGACACGAGGAGCAUCCUGACUGUGAGCAGCAGUCACGUUGACGAUGAGAGCUCCCUGGGCUCGGACUCCGAGAUCAACGGAUUCACCAGCGACAGACAAACCGACAAAUAUGGAUUCAUCGGUGGAGCGCAGCAGCACACGGAGGCGUCAGCUCAAGAUUUACCCCCACAGGUGCUCAGGCAAAGGGAGGUGAAGUGGUUGGACAUGCUCAGCCACUGGGAUAAGUGGAUGAUCAAGAGAUUCAAUAAGGUGAGGCUCCGGUGCCAGAAAGGAAUCCCUCCCGCUCUCCGAGGCCGUGCAUGGCUCUACCUGUCGGGAGGGAAGGUGAAGAAAGAGCAGAACCAAGGAAAGUUUCAGGAGCUGGACAGCCAGCCUGGAGACCCCAAAUGGGUAGAUGUGAUUGAGAAAGACCUCCAUCGACAGUUUCCUUUCCAUGAGAUGUUUGUGUCACGGGGAGGACACGGGCAGCAGGAUCUGUUCCGUGUUCUUAAGGCUUACACUCUGUACAGACCAGAGGAGGGAUACUGCCAGGCUCAGGCUCCCAUCGCUGCUGUGUUGCUUAUGCACAUGCCUGCUGAGGAUGCCUUCUGGGGGCUGGUCCAAAUUUGCGAGAAGUACCUUCCUGGAUACUACAGUCCUGGCUUGGAAGCUAUACAGUUAGAUGGCGAGAUCCUGUAUGCUCUGCUGCGACGUGUCUCCCCGCUAGCCUUCCGCCAUCUGGAGAAACACAAGAUUGACCCCAUCCUCUACAUGACUGAAUGGUUUAUGUGUGCCUUCUCCAGGACGCUGCCCUGGGCCUCUGUGCUGCGUGUCUGGGACAUGUUCCUCUGUGACGGAGUAAAGAUAAUCUUUCGUGUGGGUUUGGUGCUUCUGAAGUGCAUGCUGGGGACCCGGGAGAAGCUGAAGGCCUGCCAGGGCCAGUAUGAAACCAUGGAGCUUCUCAGGGCCUUAGAGCCUCGAUACAUGCAGGAGGGCUUCCUGGUCCGAGAGAUUCUAGAGGUGCCGGUGACAGCGCGAGACGUGGAAAGGGAGAACCACACCCAGCUGAAGCGCUGGAAGAAGAACCACGGAGAGCUGAAUUUCAAAUCCCCCCCGAGGAUGCACGGCGCUCAAAUCGUCAUGUUGUCUGAACCGCCAAGACGCCAGGACCUGCAGCAGAACCCCACCAUUGUACUAGAGCUGCCUCAGCCCACCCCUCAGCUCAAGAAGGGAAAGGAGGAAAAGAAAAGCAUGAAGAAGAAGAAGAGCAUGAAGAAGUCCCAGCCUGUUGUGGAGAUCCCUAAUCCUUACUCUCUUCCCAAUGACCCUCCACCACCUCCCCCCUCAGAUCCACCAGCUCCUCCUCCAGUCAGCAACAAGAAGCCAGAGGCUGUGCCACAGACUGAAACAGACCCAUCUCACCAGCAGCAAGCGCCUCCUACAGACCUUCCCCCUGCCAAAGAAUCUCCUCUUCAGCGAUCCACACAAAGCCUUAGCAGCACAGAGCAGGACACAUACCUGUAGCUCUACAUCAGUGUGUGUGUGUGUGUGUGUGUGUGUGUGUGUGUGUGUGUGUGUGUGUGUGUGUGUGUGUGUGUGUGUGUGUGUGUGUGUGUGUGUGAGAGAGAGAGAGAGAGAGAGAGUGUGUGUGUGUGUGUGUGUGAACGGAGCACCAGCACCCUUCAGCCAACGGCCAGCAAGCCUUUCCAAGGUUUAUUAUUCUAAUGUUGGACUGUUUAGUAUUCAUUUAUUCAUUUUAGACACCAUUUUGCCUUUUUACAUUACUGUGAUACACUAAAGCAUCAUGGCUAUGUGUAAAACUACUUUGAUGCUUAUGCCAUUUCUUCAUGUUAAGCUGAUGUUAACUCCUGUUGAUGCUUAAUGCUCUUACCUUAAGUAUUCUGUCUGCAAGAGAGACGUGUUACUGAGUUAUUGGGAGCAGUCAUUUCUUCAUAGCAGUGUGGUUUCAAGGUUAAAAUGGGACCUAAAGAACAAUGGGGUGCCACAGCUGAUGCAGUUUUACUAUACAUUUCUGCUCAAAUUCAACACUAUUAAAUUAAUUAGUCAUUCUGCAGCGGUGGAUGUAAAUUGUCCAACUCCAUGCUUUUCCACAUUUUCACUUUGUCCACUAGAGGGCAGACUGGCAGAGGUUUCAGCUGUUCUGUCCCCUGUUAGGAAAGCUGAUCACAGCAGGGAUGGGAUUCCUUUCAGCAUUCUCUAACUUUGGGAGGUACAAUUCUGAGAUUGAGCUUCUGUUUGUUUUUGUGUGUUUUUUUUUUCAAUCAGGGAAAUUGUGCAUUUCCGUUUUUUUAUUCUUAAAUUUGAAUUGAUUCAUGAGAUUGAGUUAGACAACACUGUUUCAUGCACGUCUUUUCUUCCGAUCCUUAUUUGUUUUAAGCGUUUAAGACAGUUGAAUGACGGAUGGUGUUUGUGCAUUCCCUGCUAACGCACAAAUGGUCACUUUUUUUCAGAUUCUGUAGAAUAUAUGUGAUUCAACUCCAAUAUUCACUGCGCCCGGCACUUCCAGACACUUUAGAGCAGCAGUGAUUCACGUUACUCUGACAGAAGAGAGGAGCACACUGGACAUUCCUCACUGGAUGACGCAUUCCUGCCUGGUUAAAAGCUUAUCAGUUUGAAAGCUGUCUCUCGCCAAAUGCAAUCCUGUAUAAUGUAUGGAUUUGUGCAUGUGUUUCCUGUGAGGGCGAGUGAGUCCAAAUCACCUUAUUGUGCUGACCUUCCUCUUGGCUUUGCUCAAAUAUCCAGUUACAGCCAAGAAGAUCUUAUGCGUGGUGGGUCUGUUUUUUAUAUAUUAUGCUAGAAGUUCCAAAACGGAUCAAGACUGUAGUUUUGAGACGACCUACAACCGUCAAGAGGGAUCGAAUGAUCUCAAGAUAUUUGUAGCAUUUCUCUUUUGAAAACUUGGCUCAUUUGUUUGCAAAAUAUGGAACCAUCCAGGGGUUGUGAGGCUUUCUUUUUCAAAACAUUGGACAAUCCUUUUUUGUGACGGUCCAAGUCUGUUUUUCUAUCUUUCAUCACAAUGAUAGAGUAAAGGGAGUUUUGACAAGCUUAGGCACACGUGUAAGAUGUGUUUUUGUAUAUGAUUAAUAUAAAAAAAAGUAUGCUAAACAAUGCAUGUGUUGGGUCAGUUUUAAAAAGCUGUGUGGUUUAAAGGGAUAAUACAUUUUCAAGCAGCCAAUUGUAUGCAGUAGAUCUUUAGUUGCUUAUUUUACACACCUCACAUUUCGCUGAUGUUAUAUUUUAAUUUAAUGCUCAUUGUGUAGAUACAACAUGUAAAAUAACAAUUUCUUUUGUAAUUAAAUAUAUGUUUCAAUGUAUAAUGCUAUAUUUGAUGUAGCAGUUAUAUAAACAGAGGAGACAUAUCUAAAUAAUUUGAAGUGUAGAACUCUUAGAUAAACAUUUGUAAUACGAGAAAAAUUUGUGAGUAACUUUUGCAAGUGAAAAUGAGUGUUACUCUAAAGAUGGAUUGGUAUUCUUGUCUCAUUCACAUUAGGAUUAUUAGGGAUGUUUGACAACCAUGAGGCACUAUGCAUCAUCAUCAUGAGUUAACAUUUUACAAAUACAUUUUUGUUUAAAGCUGUCAUAAAACCUUCUUUUUUUGCUGCAUGUGUUAAUUGAUGAUCAUAAACUGGUUGAAUAUUAUAUUUUUACCACCAGAUGGAGCUCCAGAGUUAUCACUUUGAAUUAAGCAGGAGUUUAUGUGCAUGGUACUGUGGCACCCUGAGGCGUCAUAAUGAAGAAACGAGCAAUCAGUUUUAAAACUCAUGUAAGACAUGCAGUAAGUUCACAGCUUAUACAAAUCUCUAGAAAUACAUUUAAACAAUUGGCAUACUCAAUUGUUGUUCGUUAUAUCAUAAUCAAAAAAUGUAUGUCUAUACACACACAAGGAUUUGUUUUUUCUGUUUC
Messenger RNA from Cyclopterus lumpus (lumpfish), 4455 nucleotides. RefSeq names its product TBC1 domain family member 10A-like. The record is from RefSeq and is a predicted model, not a curated record. The coding region runs from base 520 to 2055 and encodes 511 amino acids. The transcript is spliced from 9 exons. Lineage: Eukaryota; Metazoa; Chordata; Actinopteri; Perciformes; Cyclopteridae.